Cavia porcellus (domestic guinea pig) is the source of this 1893-nucleotide messenger RNA. RefSeq names its product zinc finger and BTB domain containing 8A (gene Zbtb8a). Gene Ontology annotation, biological process: regulation of transcription by RNA polymerase II. Gene Ontology annotation, molecular function: DNA-binding transcription factor activity, RNA polymerase II-specific; RNA polymerase II cis-regulatory region sequence-specific DNA binding; protein binding. The transcript is spliced from 5 exons. Lineage: Eukaryota; Metazoa; Chordata; Mammalia; Rodentia; Caviidae. The coding region runs from base 238 to 1560 and encodes 440 amino acids. The record is from RefSeq and is a predicted model, not a curated record.
AAUACCUUUUGUUUCUCUCACGUUGGGGCUACCCGUUUUAGGGCGCAAAGGAGCGGCUUCGGGAGUGGGUCUGGCUCCUGGAAAGCACCAGGAAUCGUCCCCGGCCCUCGCGCGGCCGGCCGGUGCGCCAGGGCCCGCGGACAAUCCUCAGUACGUGAACUUUGUUUGCCUUGGAAUCUUCCCCCUUUUUAUGUCAUUCAACUGAUUUAAUAAGAGCAGCAUUUAUACAUUUCCAGAAUGGAGAUCUCCUCGCAUCAGUCUCACCUGCUGGAACAGCUGAAUGAGCAGCGCAGGCAAGAUGUAUUUUGUGACUGCAGUAUUUUGGUUGAAGGAAAGGUCUUCAAAGCGCAUCGAAAUGUGUUAUUUGCUAGUAGUGGCUACUUCAAAAUGCUUCUUUCUCAGAAUUCAAAGGAGACAAGUCAGCCUACCACAGCCACGUUUCAGGCGUUCUCCCCUGACACUUUCACGGUUAUCCUGGACUUUGUCUAUUCCGGCAAACUGUCGCUUACUGGGCAGAACGUCAUCGAAGUGAUGUCUGCUGCCAGCUUCCUUCAGAUGACUGAUGUCAUUGAUGUGUGUAAGACUUUCAUUAAAUCUUCCCUGGACAUUAGUGAGAAGGAGAAAGAUCGCUAUUUCAGCCUCUCGGAUAAAGAUGUAAAUUCCAAUGGUACAGAACAUUCCUCUUUUUACAGCAGCAGCUGGCAAGAAGAAAGCAGUUCUCCACAUCCUCACCUCAGUCCAGAUCAAGGAACAGGUGGCGUAAGUGGGAAGUCAUGGAGUAAGUAUAAUUAUCACCCAGCCUCCCAGAGGAGUACUCAGCAACCUUUGGCCAAGCAUGACCAAAGGAAAGAUUCCAUUAAAAAGACCAAACAUUUGAGAUUAUCACAGCCUCCUGAAGUUGCUCAUUUUAAGUCAAGUAAACGAGAAGUACGAACAUACGAGUCUUCCAGCCACAUCUCCCAAUCAGAAGAACAAGCACAAAUGGAUGCUGAAAUGGACUCUGGUCCUGUAGGCUAUCAGUAUGGUCAAGGAUCUGAUGUCACAUCCAGGAGUUUCCCAGAUGAUCAUCCCAGGAUGCAGUUCAAGUGCCCAUACUGCACACACGUGGUGAAGCGGAAGGCUGACCUCAAGCGCCACCUGCGCUGUCACACGGGAGAAAGGCCCUAUCCAUGUCAAGCUUGUGGGAAGAGGUUCAGCAGGCUGGACCAUCUAAGUAGCCAUUUCCGAACAAUUCAUCAGGCAUAUAAACUAAUCUGCAGAAAAUGCAAACGCCAUGUGACUGACUUAACAGGGCAAGUGGUACAGGAAGGAACCAGGCGCUACAGACUGUGUAAUGAGUGCCUUGCUGAAGUUGGCAUAGACAGCCUCCCCAUUGAUCUGGAAGCUGAGCAACAUCUCAUGUCCCCAGCAGAUGGAGAUAAGGAUUCUCGGUGGCGCUUGAGUGAAGAUGAGAAUAGAUCCUACGUGGAGAUUGUAGAGGAUGGGUCUACUGAUCUGGUCAUACAACAGGUUGACGAUAGUGAAGAAGAAGAAAAGGAAAUAAAGCCCAACAUUAGGUAGCUGGAAUGUGGCCGGACAAUGCUGGCGUUUCUACAAUUUAUAUUGACUUCCUGUAUCUUUCAUUCCAUGGCCAGAGAGUGGUUAACAAGUUUAUCCUACUGACUUAAAACAUGACUGAUGUAACUUGCAUGCUUUCUGCACAGGCCAUUGUAUCUAUUCUGAACUUUGUUGCCCUAAUAUAUGUUGCUGCACUGGAAAGACAUAGCUUGAGUUGGCACAAUGGAUAAACAAUUAUCUACCUUUAUUACAGAGACACCCUUUUUCUUUUAAUGUGGAAGAGCUUAGCAGACUUUUUUCAAAGAAAAUGUUUUAAAUAAAUUUAUCACAACCAAA